Molecule: messenger RNA, 855 nt
Organism: Trichomonas vaginalis G3
Lineage: Eukaryota; Parabasalia; Trichomonadida; Trichomonadidae
Product: glycosyltransferase family
Exons: 1
Coding region: 1-855 (284 amino acids)
Molecular function (GO): glycosyltransferase activity
Source: RefSeq, a predicted model, not a curated record
AUGGAUAUGUUAUGCGGUCUUAUUUCCAUACCUUCAGAGGUUUUAUCUGAUGCAGAAAUUUUCAUUAACUUCGAUGAAGAAAGUGUAUUGAAACAGCACAUGGCAAUAUUUGGAUUCAAUCCGAUUCAUGUGCAUUCACUACCUGACGGAUGGGUAUUUGGCCACGAAAUCCAUAUCAAUGUUGGAUAUCAUGAGGCAAUGUGUCUUCAUCAGUCAUGGAAACAAUUGCACAAUUUAUUUUACGAAAAAAUGAAUCUUUCAGGCAUCAAACCUAUAAAUCAUGUGUUCCUUAAUAAAGAAAAAGGAAAAUGGAGUCAUAUAAGAAAUCUUGAUGAAAUAAUUGAUGUGGCUAAACAGAUGUAUCCUGGAUAUAACUGGAUAAAUAUUCCAAUAGAAAAAACAAGAAAUACAUCUGAAAUUGCUCGGAUAUUUGCUGAAACUAAGCUUCUUAUAUCCAGCGGAGGAUCUCUUUCUUUUAAUAAUAUCUUCAUGCAACCUGCAUGUGGACUUCUUAUGUAUUGUGGUUCAUGUCCUGUUGAUACAGGAACAGUUGCAACAGCUUGCGUAUUAGAUUUAUGGUUUUUUGCUUCUCCGACACCAGAAAUUGAGACAUGGAAGAUAAAGGAUCCCGCACCUAGAUAUGAUCCGAGCAAAUUCAAGAGAGAUCUUCCUUAUAUCGUUUAUGCUGUAUAUAAUCAGUCAUGGCCUGCAGACAUUGAUAAAGUCGGAAAGAUAUUCUAUCCAGGUGAUUAUAAAGAAGGGUUAAGAAAAAUCUUACUUGAUCAUAACUUGAAUUCAAGUACAAUAGUUAGAUAUGAUGAACUUGAUACAAAUAAUUUCUUAAUUGAAGUUUGA